AGGGGCUGCCAUGGCCGGGUCGCCAUGGCGAUCCAAACAAUCAACCAUCAAUUGUUAUUUGGCGUCACAUGCUCUAACAUCGGCGAGCCAAAAUGGCUCUAAAAACCUCCAAAAUUACCAGUGAAGUGCUCCAAACAUGCAACAAGUUCUUCUCCAGCAGCGGCGCAGCCGUCAAAGGCAAGCUACCGGCCGCCCUUAGGCCUGCGCUGCGCUACAAAAUCACCAACACCGGCAAGCCGGAAGGGCUGCCGGAUCUGGGGUUCAAGCCCGAGCCGGCCACGAUGUUUGCCGAGCUGCAGCCGGCCGCCGAGCCCGAGUUCCGGUUCGACUGCCACCCGCCCAAAUGGGCGACCAAGGCGGCGGACAGUAGUCCGUUCCCGGACACGCUCAAGCCGAAAAGGCGACUGCAUGUGACCUACAGCGACCAGCAAAAGGCCAACGACAAGAUGCUCAAGUACAAAAUUACGAGUUUGAAUCAGACGCGCAGCUUUUCCACGCAGCGACAGUUCAGCGGCAAGCCGCCCGCGGAGAACAGCGGCGCCGGCUCGUGCAAGCGCAAGCCGCACCCGUGCUACAAGGCCAAGCACAAGAACUGCGCACUGGCCAAUAAGGACUGUCCGCGCUUCAAGCUGCUGGAAUGCGAACAGUCCAAAGGGUCCAACUGCAAGCUGAACUACCUGGAUCCCAACUGCACGAAAAAGUCCGCGCCCUACCCGUCCUACAGUGAGUCAUGCGCCGAAAGCCUGCCAGACGACCCGUCCGAGUGCCAGCAGUGCCCUUGGCGCACGUGCGAUGGCGCCGACACCAUCGAACCCGGAAAACCAGUGCGCAACCGGCGCAGCUUUAGCACUUCGUGCCAUCUGGAAACCACCACGGGCGUGGUGCCGGGGCCGGCGGUCCCGCCCUUCCCCCUACUGUUCAACAAGGAGGACUGCGGCCAGACGAAGCGCCCCUGCAAGCAGCCGCCCGGGCCCUGUGAGGUGCGGCGCCAGAAGGAGGAGGAGCAGCGCAAGGAGCGCGAAAUCCGAAUCCCGCCACGCCCCAAAAAAGCCGCCGCAGUCCUACUGGCCAAGAAGAAGCACCCCAACUGCCAUCCGCAGGGGCCCAAGAAGCCCAAGCGACCGGACGAGGGCAGUGUUGAUGCGGACUUGUCCAUCGAGUAUGGCAACGUCGAGUGGUGGCAUGGGCGUGGCAAGAAACCGGUGGUAUACGGGGGCGUGGGCGACAAGUGCGACGACGUCACCAUCAGGAGCAAGCAGGAAGUGACAAAGAAGGGAUGGCGCAAAAAGGCCACGCCCCAGGACCAGGUGCGCAACAAGACCACGCCCUUCAAGACGGCGCUGCUGCUCAAGGAAAAGCGGAUUAAGGGCGACGAGGGCCACCCGCCGCCCUGCGAGGAUCAGCGCCAGGACAGCCUCAACUGCCCCGACAAGCCGCUGAAGAAGCCCAAGUACAAGCGGCGGCCGAUGGACCGCGGCUACUACAAGCGCCCUGAGGACCCCUACAAUCCCUCGAACGGCGGCAAAUAGCGAAUAAAGACCUGCGCUCGAA
Molecule: messenger RNA, 1551 nt
Organism: Dendroctonus ponderosae (mountain pine beetle)
Lineage: Eukaryota; Metazoa; Arthropoda; Insecta; Coleoptera; Curculionidae
Exons: 9
Coding region: 93-1529 (478 amino acids)
Source: RefSeq, a predicted model, not a curated record